UGUGAAAUUGGUAAAUAAAUAUAAAAUGAUUUUAAAACUAAUUAGAAAGGGUUACAUUCAAAAAGUACAUUACUGUACAAAUACGUCCAAAAAGAAACUAUACUCAAACACCGUGUUAUUACCAAAAACCAGUUUUCCGUUGAGAUUGGAAAAUAAUAAAUUACUUGAAAGAGAUGAAAAACUGAACAAGGUGACAAACUCUGAGGAUUUCUAUAAAUGGCAAAUGGACAAUUUAUCAAAUAAAGAAUAUAUACUACAUGAUGGUCCCCCUUAUGCAAAUGGUGAUUUACACAUGGGACAUGCCUUGAAUAAAAUAUUAAAAGACACAAUUCUAAGAUACAAUAUAUUAAAAGGGAACAAAAUCCAUUACAUACCUGGUUGGGACUGCCAUGGGUUACCUAUAGAACUAAAAGCUUUAUCAAACUCAAAAAAAUUGGACCCUAUUCAAAUUAGAAAGAAAGCUCAAGAAUUUGCUGUAAAAACUGUGGAGAAACAAAUGAAUACUUUUAAAUCAUGGGGUAUAUUGGGAGAUUGGACAAAUCAUUAUAGAACUUUGAGUCCAGAAUAUGUUAAAAAUGAACUGAGAAUGUUUUACAACAUGUAUGAUAAAGGUUUAAUAUACAGAGAUGUUAAACCUAUAUAUUGGUCUCCCUCUUCAGGGACUGCUCUAGCAGAAGCUGAACUGGAGUACAAUGAACAGCAUACAAGUAAAUCUGUAUAUGUCCAAGUGGAAGUGAAAAGCAUUCCCAAUUUCAAUUUCCUUGAUGACAAAAAGAUAUUUGCAGUGAUCUGGACAACAACACCCUGGACCCUACCAUCAAAUCAAGCAAUCAGUUACAACGAAAAAUUACGUUACGCUUUCGUUAAAAGAUCAGACUACAGUGACCCAAAUAUAUACAUUGUAGCAAAUGAUUUAUUGAAUUCAUUCCUAGCAAUCAUGAAUUGCAAAUGCCAAGUUCUUGGUGUGCAUCCAGGCAAUGUUUUGGCUGGCGCCACAUACGUUCACCCAGUCUACAAAUCAAAAGAGGGCACGUUUGUACACGCGGAUCACGUUAGCGCUAGUAAAGGCACUGGUUUGGUGCACACAGCACCAGCUCAUGGACAUGAUGAUUUUUUGGUUGCUCUCAAACACAAAAUUCCUAUUUUAGACUUGGUGGAUGAAAAUGGAGUAUAUAAGCAAGAAGCUGGAGAUCAGUAUGCUGGAAAAAGUAUAUUUGAUACUGGAUUAGAUGCAGUUCUGGAAACUAUUAAGGAAAAUAUUUUGAAAUCUGAAGGUUUUGUUCAUAGUUAUCCUUAUGAUUGGAGAACUAAAAAACCUGUGAUAAUAAGAGCUAGUCAACAGUGGUUUAUAAAUACUGAUAAUUUAAAGGAUAAAGCUAUUGAAGUGUUGAAUGAUGUCAAUAUAAUUCCAAAAACAAAAUCUGAAAUGUAUAAAAGCAAUUUAGUGAAUCAAAUAAAAAGACGUCCUUAUUGGUGUAUUUCAAGGCAAAGAAAAUGGGGCGUUCCUAUUCCAGUUUUCUAUGAGAAGGGUACAAAGAAUGUUAUAAUAAAUGAGGAUACAAUAAACCAUUACUGCAGUCUUAUAGACAAACAUGGGACUGAUUUCUGGUGGCAACUUAAUACAGAAGAAUUAUUGCCAGAAAACAACAAAAUAAAUUCUGAGAAAGUGGAAAAAGGAGAGGAUAUUUUAGAUAUAUGGUUUGAUAGUGGAAUAACAUGGUCCAAAGUAGUGGAGGAUUACAAAGUGGCAGAUAUGUACUUGGAAGGAGUGGAUCAAUUAACAGGCUGGUUCCAGUCAUCUCUUUUGACAUCAGUUGCAAUAAGAAAUAAGGCACCAUACAAGAAUUUAUACGUGCACGGAUUUGUGGUCGACGAAAAUGGUAACAAAAUGUCGAAAUCAUUGGGAAACGUUGUAGACCCUACUGAAAUAGUCAAAGGAGGUAAAAAGAUUAAACCCUAUGGCGUUGAUGUUCUAAGGUGGUGGGUGGCAUGUCAUGGAAAUCAAGACUCAAUGGCCCACGUUUCCAGUAAUAUUUUAAAAUCUUGUCAAGAAGAAAUUCAUAAAGUUAGAAGUGUCUUGCGCUUCGCGUUAGGCGCUUUGAAUGAUUACGACUAUAUUCCUGUUGACUAUAAUAAUUUAUUAUUGGUGGAUAAAUAUAUGCUGCAUUUGUUGCAUCAGUUUCAUUCACAAGUCAAAGAAUAUUCGAACGAUUAUCAAUUUCACAAAAUUUGUUUUUCCGUUUUAAAUCUCCUUACAACUCCUGUAUCGGCGCUUUAUUAUACUUCGAUAAAAGAUCGAUUGUAUUGUGACUUUUCCAAUAGCAUAACUAGACGAUCCGCACAGUAUGUCCUUUUCCAAAUAUUCGAGAUAAUUUCGCAAUCUAUUGCUCCAAUUGUGCCUCAUCUAGCCGAAGAAAUGUUCAUGACUUUACCUCAGCAGACAGACAGUUAUUUUAAAACAUCUCAUAGUCAACCUCAGGAAUAUUGGAAAAAUGAAAAAAUUGGAAAAACCAUGGAUGUUGUACUGAAAAUCAAGAAGGAAAUAAACCGAAAGUUGCCCUUGAAUACGAUCAGCAGUGAAGUAAAUAUUAAACUGCCCUUGUCUUUACUUGAGACUAUUAAGGAAACUGUUUCAUUUGAGGAUUGCGAAAGAGAAUUCGUUGACAUUUUCCAAGUGGCUGCUGUUAAACUAGAAGCCACUGACGUCAAUGAAAUAGAAGUGAAUGUUAAUGAUAGUAAAUAUCAUGCUUGUCCUAGGUGUAGAAAAGUACAAGCCUUGUCAGCAGACGCACUUUGUAAAAGAUGUAACGAUGUUGUAAAUAUUGACGAUAAUAAAACAGCACUAGCAAAUUAAA
Molecule: messenger RNA, 2855 nt
Organism: Aethina tumida (small hive beetle)
Lineage: Eukaryota; Metazoa; Arthropoda; Insecta; Coleoptera; Nitidulidae
Gene: IleRS-m
Product: isoleucine--tRNA ligase, mitochondrial
Exons: 13
Coding region: 26-2854 (942 amino acids)
Biological process (GO): isoleucyl-tRNA aminoacylation
Cellular component (GO): cytosol
Molecular function (GO): isoleucine-tRNA ligase activity; ATP binding; aminoacyl-tRNA deacylase activity
Source: RefSeq, a predicted model, not a curated record